AUGUCUGCGCCGACGGGCAACGCGGGCUGGACGCAGCUGCGGCAGCAAGCGCGGAACCUAGAGACUCAGACACAAAGCCACUUCCAUACGUAUUCGCAGUUCGCCAGCACGGCCGACAUCCCGAAGAAACCAUCGCCAGAGGAGAUUGAGACCGAGAAUAAGAUUGAGGAACUGCUAGAAAAGCGCGACGGAAUCAUCACCCAGCUCGCUCGCCUUCUGGACUCGGAAGCCGCCCUCACCUCCUCUGCCGUCAAGCAGAACAACCUCUCCCUCCUCAGAGAGAACCUCGCCAACCACCGCCGCGAUCUUACCCGCUUGCGCUCCAACCUAAAGGAGGCGCGCGACCGAUCGAAUCUGCUCGGCAGCGUACGCGAUGAUAUCAAGGAGUACCGCGCCAACAACCCCGAGGCGGCUGAGGCGGAGUACAUGGCGGACGAGGGGCGCCACAUUGACCGCAGCCACGAGAUGACGGACAACAUUAUCAGCCAGGCGUAUGCUAUCCAGGAUAGCUUCCUGUCGCAGGGCGAGACCAUGGCCAGCAUCAAUAGGAGGAUCAACAUGGCUGCCAGCAAGAUCCCAGGCCUCAACACCCUCAUGACGAGGAUCUCGGCCAAAAAACGGAGAGACGGGAUCAUCAUGGGCACGUUUAUCGCGUUCUGUUUCAUCUUGUUCUUUUUCCUCUCGUGA
This is a messenger RNA of Emericellopsis cladophorae, 687 nucleotides long. Its product is annotated as Golgi SNAP receptor complex member-like protein. Gene Ontology annotation, biological process: endoplasmic reticulum to Golgi vesicle-mediated transport; vesicle fusion. The transcript is spliced from 3 exons. Lineage: Eukaryota; Fungi; Ascomycota; Sordariomycetes; Hypocreales; Bionectriaceae. Gene Ontology annotation, molecular function: SNAP receptor activity. Bases 1 to 687 code for a protein of 228 amino acids. The record is from RefSeq and is a predicted model, not a curated record. Gene Ontology annotation, cellular component: cis-Golgi network; Golgi medial cisterna; SNARE complex.